Schizosaccharomyces octosporus yFS286 is the source of this 1163-nucleotide messenger RNA. RefSeq names its product ferrous iron transporter Pcl1. Gene Ontology annotation, cellular component: membrane. The coding region runs from base 182 to 889 and encodes 235 amino acids. Gene Ontology annotation, biological process: intracellular manganese ion homeostasis. Gene Ontology annotation, molecular function: manganese ion transmembrane transporter activity; iron ion transmembrane transporter activity. NCBI's taxonomy places the organism in Eukaryota, Fungi, Ascomycota, Schizosaccharomycetes, Schizosaccharomycetales, Schizosaccharomycetaceae. The transcript has a single exon. The record is from RefSeq and is a predicted model, not a curated record.
CUUAGACCUUACAAUUAACUCAAAAAAUUGGAAGCAGCAGUUCUUCAAAUCUCAGCAAAAAAGGUGACAUAUUCGCAUUGUGAAAGAUUGCAAAUAAGUGAAAUUUAAAAAGAAAAGAAAAAUUGCCUCGCUCUCUUGUGUCAUUGGUUUUUGAUUGUUUUUCGAUCGUUUUUCAUUAACAAUGCUUGCUUGGUUACAACCGAAACCAAAGGAAAAGCAUGCGAUGGCCUCCGUCGGCUGGUUACGCGCUGCUGUCCUAGGUGCCAAUGACGGUAUCUUGUCUCUCUCUGGUUUAUUGAUUGGAGUUUCAUCUGCUGAUGCCUCUCGUCGAAGUAUAGCCUUAACAGGAGUUUCUGGUUUAAUUGCUGGUGCCAUGUCAAUGGCUGCCGGUGAAUAUGUUUCUGUGAGUUCGCAGGCUGACUUGGAAAGUGCGGACUUGGAUUUAGAAAGACAAGAGAUGGAACAGAAUUGGGAUGAAGAGGUCGUCGAAUUAUCUAAUGUGUAUAUGACGAGAGGACUUGACCAAGAAUUAGCUCACACAGUCGCUACCAAGCUAAUGGAACACGAUGCUUUAGAAGCACAUGCACGUGAGGAGUUGGGUAUUAAUAUGUAUUCCGUAGCAAAGCCGGUACAAGCAUCUUUUUCAUCUGCAGGUGCUUUUUCGGCUGGUGCCAUUUUACCCUUGGCUACGGCACUCCUGAGUCCGGUGGAACACGUGACCAUAAUUUUGACUUUUUCAACUCUGUUUUUCCUAGCUUUCUUGGGUUUCGUAGGCGCUCAAAUUGGAGGUGCCAACAAGAUGCGUGCUAUACUCAGAGUCACUAUUUUGGGUGUUAUAGCGAUGGCUGUCACUUCUUUGGUAGGAAAGUUUUUUGACACCGAACCGUAAUUCGAAGAGCUCAUGUUCAUUGUCUAUUUUGUUGAAUUAUUUGUUAUAAAUUGUUUGGUUGUUUUUGCUAAUCUUUUUUUUUUUUGUGUAUGUUAGAGUAAAAUGUGUCACAUAACGCAUUCUUGGGGUUUUCAUUGAGAUUAUUACUUUAUUUUAUUUUAUUUUUUAUGACGGAUCUCGCGUUUCUAUGAUGGUUUUCUAUAUAAAAUAAAAGCGAGCUUUUCCUCUCUGAAUGUGUGUGUGUGCGUGUGUUUUUUUUUUUUUUUCUUGUUUU